UCUAAUUGGAUGCCAAGAUGGUAAUGCUAUGAAACGUUCAUCUCUUCCCAAAUGCAUGGACUAACACUGUCCACUUGCAGACAUUGCAUUAUUAUUGCUUUUUUUUUUUCUCCUUUUUUUCCCCUUUCCCUCAUUAAUAUCUCUUCCUCUACCUUCAUUCAAAGCCCACCCAACUACUCAAACAGACAACAAAAUCAAGAAUAAGCUCCCACAAAAACAAAUUCUCCCAGUAUUCCUGCUUUUGAAAUCAUGGUGUUACAAUAUGUGUAGUUUUGAGUGUACUUUGUCUUUUAAAAGCAUACAAUUUUUUUAUGGGGAAGAUUGGAGGAAGCUCCUGGUUGACAGUGGUCAAAAGGGCUUUCAGGUCUCCUACUAAGGAAGCAGCAGCUCGUGAGAAAAGAAGCAGCAGAAGAAGAGAAGAGCAUGAACAAGACCACGAAGAAGAAAAGAAGAGAGGAAAGCGCAGAUGGAUCUUCAGGAAGCAUUUGAAUCAGCAGCAAACGGUCAUACAACACACUGCUAGUGUCACAGCAACAACAACUGCUGUGACCAAGCAGACCAAUAUUAAUCCUCAUGUACAUUCUAUUGACCAUCACGCUUAUGAUGAUGAUCAACGGCAGGCUGCAGAGAGAUCACAUGCGCUUGCGGUGGCCAUGGCCACAACAGCUGCCGCUAAAGCCGCAGUGGCAACGGCCCAAGCAGCCGUAGAAGUUAUUCGCCUAACAAGGCCUUCAUACAAUAUCAAAGAACACUUCUCUGCCAUUGCCAUUCAAACAGCCUUCAGAGGAUAUCUGGCAAGAAGAGCUCUUAGAGCACUAAAAGGGCUGGUUAAGCUACAAGCGUUAGUGAGAGGCCACAACGUUAGAAAGCGGGCAGAGAUGACUCUUCAGUGCAUGCAGGCUAUGCUUAGAGUCCAAGCUAGAGUGCUUGACCAGAGAAUUGCCAAGAGACUUUCUUAUGAAGGAACUAGUGUUGAUUCUCUGUCUAGAUCACCAAAUGAUCGUGUUGGUAUCAGGAAAUCACUUGCUAGAGAAGAAAGUAGCUUUAAUUCAGAAGAAUGGGACGAUAUUGAAGCCUUGUUGGCGAAAACAAGAGAAGCUGCCUUGAAACGUGAAAGUGCUCUUUCUCAUGCCUUCUCUCACCAGAUGUGGAGAACAGACUGCGAGCAAGCUGAAAGCGAACCAGAUCCAGAAGGGUGGAUAAGGAGAUCCAAGCAAUUUAGUUGGGAGAGCAAAGGAAGAACUUCAUGUGAUCAGAUCAUAGAACCGAUAAAAACAGUUGAAAUUGACACAUAUGGACCAUGCUCUUACUCAACUCCGAUUUCCCAAAACAGAUCACAAUAUUAUCAUCACUCCUCUUAUCAACAACAACAAAGUCCUCAUUUAUAUUCUCUCACUUCUCUUGCCCACAAAUCCCAUGACAGCAACUUUUCACUCCAAUCACCAUUCACACAGUCCCCUGCUAGACCAAGAAACGCCCACAACAACAUUCAUCAAUCGGUCAUCAGCCCUCGUUUCACUAACGCUAGAGCAGACAUUAGAAACAACAACAACAACAACAACAACAACAAUCCAAUGACGCCAAACUACAUGGCGUCGACUGCGUCAGUCAAGGCUCGAUUGAGGUCGCAAAGUGCGCCGAGGCAAAGGCCUGAUUUGGCCAACCUCGAAAUGGAACAGAGAACUGGGUCUGUGAGGAGACGCUUGUCGUUCCCGGUUGUACUACCAGAGUCAAAUGAGAGCCCGUGUUAUGCUAAGAGAGUGAGCCGGAGCCAUCCGAUGGCGGUGCAGCGAAGGGCAAGCGUCUCUUAUUCUCGCUGUUCGGACAGCGAGACUUCUCCACUGAGAAACAAUGAGCUCAGGAGGUGGCUGAGGUGAAGUUUUAUAGAAGAGGGCUGGUCAUUGAGUGAGAGUGAGAGUGCGUAUCCAUGCUGUUAUGUCCUAUGUAUUCAGUUGAUUAA
Molecule: messenger RNA, 1960 nt
Organism: Morus notabilis
Lineage: Eukaryota; Viridiplantae; Streptophyta; Magnoliopsida; Rosales; Moraceae
Product: protein IQ-DOMAIN 14
Exons: 5
Coding region: 312-1877 (521 amino acids)
Molecular function (GO): protein binding
Source: RefSeq, a predicted model, not a curated record